Oncorhynchus keta (chum salmon) is the source of this 3354-nucleotide messenger RNA. It is a transcript of the gene slc6a7, whose product is annotated as solute carrier family 6 member 7. The transcript has 14 exons. Bases 582 to 2561 code for a protein of 659 amino acids. Gene Ontology annotation, cellular component: membrane. Gene Ontology annotation, molecular function: L-proline transmembrane transporter activity. The record is from RefSeq and is a predicted model, not a curated record. NCBI's taxonomy places the organism in Eukaryota, Metazoa, Chordata, Actinopteri, Salmoniformes, Salmonidae. Gene Ontology annotation, biological process: sodium ion transmembrane transport.
CGAUUAUGCUGAACUGCGGUGCACCCGUCUAUGGCCGAUGACGUUUCCGGGCAAAAGCAGUGAGACAGGAGCGCCCUUCUCAAAUGAACAGUAAUCUGCGCAGCUCCAUCAUGUUUGUCAAUAAUGCAGUAUGGCGCAUCAUCCAGAAACAUACAUCUCUUUUCCAUAAAAUAUAUGUUUGAAUUGUCAAACUAAUUUGAACUGGGAAGGCGGAUAAAUCGUUUUUAUCAAAAGCAAUCACUUUUACAUCUGAAAAGACAGAAUCCUACUCGUUACUCCACGUGCUUAUUUAUGUCACUUUUGUUUUGGGCCAAUUUCGCUGUGGGCUUUGAACGGGCUCACGAAUGCAAUCACGCUUCACCCGGUGUAAAACACGAUAACGGGCGCCCGGGCCAGAUUAAUCGAAUCCCCUCAGUGACUGCACCUGCGCUCUACUGUAAUUUCCCGGUCAUUACCAAAAGUGCCGAUUUCAAUCAUCACUGACGAACAUUUCCGUCAAAGCACGAAUAUAUUACCAUUAACUUUAAUCUGAACAAUGUAUCGAACAUCCAAAGAAACCAAGUGAAUCUCUCCCCGGGAAAAUGCCGAGCGAGCAGACAAAAACGGCACCUGGGAACAUUACAGAGAAAAAAUCAACACACCAACAAGGGAGUCCAGCACAGCUGAAUGGGUUUAAUUUAGCUCAUGAUGUCACCAAUCCCUCAUCCCAGCCACAGUUUGAGUCCCGCCCCCCGUCCCCUGCACCCCCACCAGACCCACUUAUUCUCCCAAGAGAGCAGUGGGGUGGGAAGUAUGAGUUUCUGCUCUCCUGUAUCGGCUACUGUGUGGGACUGGGGAAUGUGUGGAGGUUUCCCUACCUCUGCUACCGCAAUGGAGGAGGUGUGUUCCUCAUCCCCUACUUCAUCAUGCUCUUCUUCACCGGUGUCCCCCUCUUUCUCAUGGAGCUAAGUCUAGGCCAGUAUGGAGCUGCUGGACCAAUCACAGUGUGGAAGUGCUGCCCCCUCCUCAAAGGCAUUGGCAUUGGGAUGCUUUGUGUGUCUAUGCUGGUGUGCCUCUACUACAAUGUGAUCAUAGCCUGGACAUUCUACUACCUGGGCAGCUCUUUCCAGAGCCCCCUGCCCUGGUCCUGUGAUGCCCCAGCCAAUGCUUACCUCUGUGGGAACGCCACACUGAACAGCUCCUCUGGCAGAGCCCUCAGCCCCUCAGAGGUCUUCUGGAAUGAGCGUGUUCUGGGUGUGGUGAACAGUAAGGGCCUCCAUGACCCUGGUCCUGUCAGGUGGCCCCUGGCUCUCUGCCUCCUGGCUGCCUGGGUCAUCAUCUUCUUCUGCAUGCUCAAGGGCAUCCGCAGCUCUGGCAAGGUGGUUUAUGUGACUGCGACGUUCCCGUACUUCGUGCUGAUCGUUUUGAUCAUCAGGGGUGCUACACUGGAGGGGUCACUUCAGGGUGUGGCCUUCUACCUCACCCCUGACUGGGGCCGGCUGGCCAGUGCACAGGUGUGGAACGAUGCUGCCUCACAGGUCUUCUACUCGUUGGGGAUUGGUGUUGGGGGGCUGCUCUCCAUGGCCUCCUACAAUAAGUUUGACAACAAUGUCAUCAGGGACUGUCUGGUCAUCACCAUAGGGAACUGCAGCACCAGCUUCUUUGCGGGCUUCGCCAUAUUCUCAAUCCUGGGUCACAUGGCCUGGAGGAAGGGAGUGCCUGUUGGCGAGGUGGCAGAUACAGGUCCUGGUUUGGCGUUUGUGGCGUACCCAGAAGCCCUUGCUCUACUGCCAGGCUCGGUGUUCUGGUCCAUCCUCUUCUUCCUCAUGCUUUUCAUGCUGGGGGUCGACACUCUGUUUGGUAACAUGGAGGGCAUCACCACGGCUGUGCUGGAUGAGUUCCCACAGCUCAGAGCUAACAUGAAGCAGAAGUCUCUGUUCCUGGGACUGCUGUGUUUCGGCUUCUAUCUAAUGGGACUGCUGUUGAUCACUGAUGGAGGGAUUUAUUGGUUCACCCUAAUCGACUCCUUCGCCACUAGCUUCGGCCUCAUCAUCAUCACCCUCUUCAUGUGCAUUGGCAUCUCCUUCUUCUAUGGAGUGAACCAGUUUUGCCAGGACAUCAUUGACAUGAUCUGUCUCUGUCCUCCCUGGUGCAGCAAAGUGCUGCUCUACUUCAAAGCAUGCUGGGUAUUCUGCACCCCAUUUCUCCUACUGAUCAUUCUGACCUAUAUCUUCAUUGAGAUGUACAACACCCCGCUGCAGUAUGGUGCCUAUGUGUAUCCUCGCUGGGGCAAGGCACUGGGCGUGUGCAUGGGCGCCACCUGCUGUCUGCAGAUCCCCAUUUGGGCCAUCGUGGCCAUCAGCAAGGAGUCUGGGACACUGAAAAACCGUUUUAAGAAAUCCAUUCGACCUCUAAAUUCCUGGAGGGGCAACAACUUGAACAACAGUGGAGGAGGAGAGGAACGAGUAGAGCCGGAGAGGAUGGGGGCACCGUUCACAGUAAACCUGACAGACAGAGACACUGUCAACCUUACCGAGGUGGAUUUCACAGCUAUAGCCUGGGAAAAUGGGACAGAGGCAUGACCCUUCCUCACUGGUGGAGGUGAAGAGUAUAUCAUCACCUGCAGAACUUUGUAUGAAGAGACAAAGUAAGGAUGUCACUGUCCAGGCAUCAUACCCUGCCAGCCAGAAGGAUACCAUUUUGCCAUUUGCUAUACUGACACUUUAAAGAUCAUUUUUAUAACAAAGACUACUUAGAAAAUGUAUUGGAUUGUCCUUCAGGACAAUGUGAAUUGGUGGUUUUAUUUAUGCUUUAAAAAUACAUUUUACAUUGUCUAUUUGCAAUUUUGUUAGUGUGUAUAUAGCCUAAAGGCCAUGGCUGCAGCAUGCAUACACAGAGACCAUGGGUGUAUUCACUAAGAACUUAACAGAAUGAAACGGGGAGGGAUCUACCGGAAUUGCUCCAAUAGAAACUAGUUUUUACUGCAAAACAUUUUAGUCUACACUCUUAUCCUGAGCGACUUACAGCCUUGCUCAAGGGCACAUCAACAGAUUUUUUUACCUUGUCAGCUCAGGGAUUCAAACCAGUGACCUUUCAGUUACUGUCCCGAUGCUAUUAAUUGUUAGGCUACAUUUUUCAUUUGAAAUAAAUUGUUUCUGUUGCCAAAUGUUUUGGUCUAAUGAUUACACCCCAUGUUUUUCUUCAUGAGAGGACAAAUGUAGCGGUGCAGGGCAGGGCUGUUUCAGUGUCCGCUAACAAAGAGACGUGCUAUAGGACGAGAAUCACUGUGUGUGGUCUUCAUCUCAUCUCUAUUCUGAUCUGUAGCUCACCAGAGGUCUGACUAGCUGUGCAAAGAAAUAAAACAUAUAAUUUUAA